AUGUCUGAAGACGCCGCCCCAGCUGCAGCGCCUCCCUCGAUACCCCGCUAUUUCCGCAACGACGCUCCGCUGGCACGACGCGAUGCUCACAAGCAAUUACUAGCGUCUCUGGACCGGUUGAUCACCGACUAUCCCCCGCAUCACAUCCCCCCCGGAGGAGGCCUAUACUACGGGCCCAUCUCGGUCGCCUAUCUCUUCUAUGCCUUGCACGACAUGUACCCGGACCUCAAGCUGGACGGCUACCCAUUGAACACAUGGUCGGCUGCCUACAUCGAGCAGGCCCAAGCACACAUGAAGCAAUUCCCGCCGCCCUCGACCAAGAAAUGCGGCGUCUCAAACGACAUCAUGUCGCUGCUGGCCCUGUACGCCAUCACGGCAAAAGACCCGGACACAGUCAAGGAGCUCUGCGACCAUGCCGCCGUCAUGCUCGAAGACGGCACCUCGAACGAGUGGCUCUACGGCCGUACCGGCUAUCUGUACCUUCUCCGGCUUGUGCGCAAGACCUUCGCCAACAACAAGGACAUUACCGAGCUGAUCGAGGACACUGCAGACGAGAUUAUCGAGAACAUCAUGGACAGCCCCCGCCCUUGGAAAUGGCAUGGAAAAGCAUAUGUGGGCGCCGUCCACGGAGCCAUUGGCAUUAUCACGCAAAUAGUCCUCACAGAUCCUUCAUGGGCGCCCAAGCUGGAGGCCGAGCUAGGCGCCCUGCUGAGCUAUCAGUACGACAGUGGCAACUUUCCAUCGUCUCUGCCACCAGGUCGCGAUAAACUGGUACAAGUCUGCCACGGCGCGCCCGGCGUUGUCAUCUCGCUGCUCUCCAUUCAGAAAUACUUCCCUGGACUCCAUGACCGGAUUGACAGGGUCGUUGCAAAGGCCAGAGAUUGCAUCUGGGAACGAGGGCUCCUGACGAAAGAACCGUGUCUAUGUCACGGAAUCACUGGCAACGCUCUUGCCUUGGACGGCAAGCAAUUCGAACAUUUCAUGACGUACACCACUGGCCACGAAAUCAAGUCCAUGGCAAAGGACGGCAUGCUGGAGAAAUCAGACGACCCAUCCGCCCUGUGGUGCGGGGAAGCUGGCCGCGCAUGGGCUUGGGCAGUCGCGGAUAUGGGGCUGGAUAAGCGCCUCCUCGGUUACAACGACAUUUGA
Molecule: messenger RNA, 1149 nt
Organism: Exserohilum turcica Et28A
Lineage: Eukaryota; Fungi; Ascomycota; Dothideomycetes; Pleosporales; Pleosporaceae
Exons: 1
Coding region: 1-1149 (382 amino acids)
Biological process (GO): peptide modification; carbohydrate metabolic process
Cellular component (GO): plasma membrane
Source: RefSeq, a predicted model, not a curated record